This is a messenger RNA of Erpetoichthys calabaricus (reedfish), 2158 nucleotides long. It is a transcript of the gene ccdc124, whose product is annotated as coiled-coil domain containing 124. Lineage: Eukaryota; Metazoa; Chordata; Cladistia; Polypteriformes; Polypteridae. The record is from RefSeq and is a predicted model, not a curated record. The transcript is spliced from 5 exons. Bases 166 to 834 code for a protein of 222 amino acids. Gene Ontology annotation, cellular component: nucleus. Gene Ontology annotation, biological process: transcription by RNA polymerase II. Gene Ontology annotation, molecular function: transcription coactivator activity.
UUAUAGAUGCCUUACUUUAGUGACGUCACUACAGCGACACCCCUGACGUAAACAGAACGCGACGAGGAGAGGCCUGUGUGAUGGUCGAUCAUCCGCUGAGACGUUAAGUUGUACCAGCAGUAGUGCCUCCCUCGUGGUGCACCCCUUCCCCUUCCCUACGGAGAUAUGCCGAAGAAGUUCCAGGGUGAAAACACCAAGGCUGCUGCGGCCCGAGCUCGCAAGGCUGAGGCAAAGGCUGAGGCAGAAUGCCGCAAAAAGCAGGAGCAGGAGGAUGCCUUUUGGAGAGAUGAUGAUAAGCAUGUCAUGAAGAAGGAACAAAGGAAGGACCAAAAGGAAAAAAAACGCCUUGAGGUGCUGGAGAGAAAGAAGGAGACCCAGAGGCUACUGGAUGAAGAAGAUUCCAAAAUCAAAGGGCGCCAAACCACAGCUGCUAAAGCUCCCAGCAAAGUGACCCGGGCACAAAUUGAAGAGACGCUGCGCAAAGAGCAGGAGAAAUCCAAUGACGAAACAAAAGAAAAGACAAAGAGUCAUUUGGAUGCACCUUUGGAAGAGAACAUCAACCGCAUUAUUCCCGAAGAAGGCACCGUGGAGGCCAGGACCAUAGAAGAUGCCAUCGCAGUGCUCAGCGUGGCAGAUCAGCUCGUCGAUCGGCACCCUGAGCGGAGGAUGAAAGCUGCCUUUACUGCCUUCGAGGAAGUGAACAUGCCUCGGCUCAAACAGGAAAAUCCCAACAUGCGCCUGUCCCAACUUAAGCAACUGCUCAAGAAAGAAUGGAUGAAGUCUCCGGAUAACCCCAUGAAUCAGAGACACUUGGCUUACAAUACACCCAAAUAAAUGAAGUGGAUGGGGUUGUCAUCGUUUUUCCCCCCUCGUGAUCCUGGCAGUGCCCUCUUUGUUUCAGAUCAGGAAAUUUCUAAAGAAGAACUGGAUGAAGAAAAUGUACAGAGAAAUAUUUCAAUGCUUAAAGGAGACCGCCCAAUAAAUAUCCAGCUAACACGACCCACGUCUACUGACUAGAUUUUUUUUUUUCCCUCUCCCUUACUUAUCCUACCCAUCAAACCGGAGAUUAUACGGUUCAUUUCAUAAAUAAAAGCCUUUUGACUUCUGACAUACCCACAGAGGAAAUGGAGAUUUUUUCUUCUUCUUUUUGCACUUCAUUACGCAUCACCUGUGCGGUCAACUAUAUAAAAAGACAAUUUCAGGCAAGGAGUUCUUAAAGCCGGUGACGGUCGACACUUUGACAUGAAAUGGCAGUGUGUUUAAUUUGGUUGCUUUCUCCUUCUGGUAAAUUCAUGUCUAACGCGGAUCAUCUUUUCAACCCUGUACUUUCAUGAAGAUGAUAAGCAUGAGUAUUGCAUUGUAAGGAAGGGGCAGCCACUCCUGCCUCACUUCUUCUGCACUUACCCGGUAGAAUUUUAGUCCAUUUGCUUGUGAUGGGGUGGUAGCCUUGACCCUCAACCUUUGUAGCCACAUCAAAGCCACUCGGUGCUCAGAGACUGUUGGGUUCUUGAUUUACAGAAGUAACCCAAGCCAAACCAUUUCAUAUUUUUAUAGCCUUUUUUUUUUUCACCACUGAAUAGCCAUUUCUUCGUUUAUUUAUUUCUUCGCCAGUCAUUAGUGGUUUACAUUCUUCAGACAGUGGCUUUGUACUGAUAUCCAAUACAGCAAAUGGACUGGAAUGUUUUCCCCUUUUGUGUGUGUCUAGUGUUACUGUCUUUUGUCCUGUUUUUAUUAUCAUUAGAUAACCAGAUGAUGACUGUGGUGCAGUGUUGUAGGGUUGCCAGCCAGCAUCAUACAGUAAGUACUACUUAUCCUUUAGUAGCCUGUAUUUAGAUUUUUAUAUCGGAAUAUUUCUGUGCACAUGAAUAUUGGAUAUUGUUACAAAAAAAAAAAAACCGGACAAACUGAUAAACGAGAUAUUUUGGGACCUUCUGGUGGGCAGUGUUGCAGAAUGAAGCUCGUCCUUCAUACUGCAUGCACCUUCAUUUGCCUCGCAUGAUGCUUUGCAUUUUUAAAUUCCCAAAUGUUUUAGGUGUUGUUUAUAUUAUGUAUCAUAAGCAUUGUGUAAGAAUUGCCAAUUCUUUUUGCUUUUCAAACAUUUAGGGUGUGUGACGAUGACACUGUUGGUGGCUUUAGAAAUAAAUGUAAUGAAAGUAAA